GUUGAAAGAAAAAUUGGUUAACAUGGAGGGAAAUAGUUCAGAUAGCACAACCCAGCCGCAAGCUUUUAGAAAUAUAUUAUACUGCUUAUUAGGUUCGACCCCAACUCUUUUCCGACUUAUUUAUAACAAAGAGGUCCUUCUUUUUCUUUUCUGGCUCCCCGGUAUUCUAGUAGAGGUAGUUCUUGCUUUGUAUCUUGUGGUGCGUUUCCUAAGAGCUUCGAAUAUAUGGCUUCUGUUUGACUCCUUUGCUGUGACUACCAUACUUUCCAUCGCAGUGCCGGUACUUAACACUCUCUUCGUAGUAGCGCUAGUAAAAAUUUCAGGAGCCUAUGGAUUUCCAUACUCCGACACUCCUUUCAGCUGGCAAACUGCAAUUCUUUACUUGGUUAUGUUCUUUCAAGGCGCUUUUACAGAAGAAACUGUGAAAUAUAUUGCAGUAAAGCAAGGACAUUUAGACAGUCUCAAAAACUUCGUAGCACAAGCAGUAGCUGUGGGUGCGGGUGUUGCAAUAGGAGAGCAGAGUAACCAGAUGCUAGACUCGUACUAUUUUUCCAAACGAGCUUGGACUUUCUCUAGCAUAUUGAUUGAGUUUUGGUCUCUUUUUUGCAAAUUUGCUUUUCAUUGCAGUACUGCUGUUUUCAUUGCAUUUCGAAUGGUAUCCGUUCCAACAAAUCUUUCUUUUCUUCACCGAUAUGUACAUAUUAUCUGGAUACCUUGGUGUUAUCAUUUCUUCUGCAAUAUUCUUGUUACAUCGGAGGAUUUCAUUCUAGAAGAAAGUUAUUCGUUGGUGGUUCAAGCUUGCACUCUACCUCUUCUUGUGCUAGUUGCUGUUUAUUUCAUUUUCAAAACGAACCACUCUCAACUAUUGGAACAGUCUUAUAGCAGACUGGCCGAAGGUUUCGUUAUACGCUAAAAUGCAUAACAUUGCAAUGCUAUCUGUAAAAUUGAGUCUCCUUUCAACUCUCUUCUUGAAAAAAUAUUCAAGAAGGAACGAGAUUCUCUGUCUUGUAACAAUGCUUACCCUAUUCGAUUAAGUCCCAGCAAUAAACUGAUCGAUAAAAGUUGUCAUUGAGUGACUUUGUCAAAGAAUGGUCUGCAGUGUCGUGCAGACUCCGGCGAGUAUCGCUUCUGUAGCGGGACCAUCGGAAAGAAAGUCGCCUGACCUUUGCGAAGUUGUUCUCAACGAAAUAAAAUUGGGUUCUUCACGCAAAUGUGUCGGUUUCAGGAAGGUCCUUUAGAGUUCCAUUACAGAGGAGUGUCUGACUGUAGGGGAUUUCUGAGCAAAGUCGUGACAAGAAACAAGGUAUGAACCCUUUCCUUUGCUAAACCCUAACGACACACUAUUUGGUCGCGUUUCUACUGACUAUUGGAGUACUCGUCUUCUUUGUGGAUUACCUUCUGUAGAGUGGUCGAAAUGUGUCAAUUCUUUACGCUAUCUCGAGUAAUAAAGAAGGAUUGUCCUUU
This is a messenger RNA of Galdieria sulphuraria, 1464 nucleotides long. RefSeq lists its product as uncharacterized. NCBI's taxonomy places the organism in Eukaryota, Rhodophyta, Bangiophyceae, Galdieriales, Galdieriaceae. The transcript has a single exon. The record is from RefSeq and is a predicted model, not a curated record. The coding region runs from base 23 to 913 and encodes 296 amino acids.